AUAGGGCGAUCACAUUUUUUUCUUUCUUUUUUUUUUUUUUUUUUUUUCUUUUUUUUCUUUUUUUUAAUGUAAACGUCAGGGUAUCGUAAAUCAUAUGAUUCGUUGUUCGUGAUGCGUGUCCAUCGUGGUUUUCUUCCUGGCCUUUUCGUUGGUGUUACUCUCGUGUUCGUCCUUCUAAAUUCAAGGUCAAGUACGGUCACGCUCAACUCUUCCAUCGAUGUCACGAUCGAACCUCGCGAUUUCGACAGAAAGGAUGAUACACGUUUCGUCGGAAAUUAUGCAUUCAAUAUCAACAAGACAUAUCGAUACGUCACGCCCUCCCUGGCUGAAUUGGGCGGUCGUGGAAAUUUGCCCGAGAUGAAUAAGCACGUACUCAUGCUGACACGUGUACCCGGUGCCGGUGCAGAACUAUUGGUGCUGAUCCUGCAACGUUUGCAAGGUUACAAUGCGUUUAAACAUAUUCGUUUGCCGGCUGGCGAUUCUGGACUUUUGACGACGUUGCAGCAGGAACUACUCGUGGAAGAGAUAACAAGUAUUAUAAGGCAAGAGGCUAUACCAUUGAGUUUCGAUGGCGAUAUAAGGUUUUUGAAUUUUUCUGAAUUUGGUCGUCAGGCACCAACUUUCUUAGCCUUAGCAAGGGAUCCUUUGGAUCCACGUGCUUUGCAUAGAUAUCGGAAAGGUGGGAUGGCGGCCGUUCUUUAUCGCGGAACGAUCUCUCAUUUUUGUGGACAGGAUCCUCGUUGCUCGAAAAGAAAUAACAAAUGGGCGUUACAACGAGCCAAGGCAAAUGUUGUUCGAUGGUAUCCAGUGGUCGGUCUUCUUGAUUACAUGAAAGAAACUUUACACGUUCUUCAAAAGGAAUUUCCGUACUUUUUCACCGGUUCCCUUCGCAUAUAUAAUAAGUUGCGACCAAAAGAAAAUUAUUUAUCGAAACGUUCGAUAAAUCUCAAAGCACGAACGAAAAAGGUAUUGGAAGAAAUAAUGGCGGAUGAAGUAGAAUUUUAUAAAUGGUUGAAAUUUCGAUUACUUAAUCAAACAUCCAAUAAUGGAUGAUAAUCAAGUUUAAAGAAUAAUUGGUGUUGUUUUUCGAAUCAUCAAAAUUAAUUUUAAUCUUCCAAUUAAAA
Molecule: messenger RNA, 1124 nt
Organism: Vespa velutina
Lineage: Eukaryota; Metazoa; Arthropoda; Insecta; Hymenoptera; Vespidae
Product: uronyl 2-sulfotransferase-like
Exons: 6
Coding region: 112-1053 (313 amino acids)
Cellular component (GO): membrane
Molecular function (GO): sulfotransferase activity
Source: RefSeq, a predicted model, not a curated record